Messenger RNA from Phacochoerus africanus (Common warthog), 1643 nucleotides. RefSeq names its product glutathione S-transferase Mu 1. The record is from RefSeq and is a predicted model, not a curated record. The coding region runs from base 85 to 741 and encodes 218 amino acids. Gene Ontology annotation, biological process: glutathione metabolic process. Lineage: Eukaryota; Metazoa; Chordata; Mammalia; Artiodactyla; Suidae. The transcript has 8 exons. Gene Ontology annotation, molecular function: glutathione transferase activity.
UCUCCUUUCACCAGCGGGUCAGGGGAGAGAUUUCCAGGGCAGCUUCCGUGCAGCCUCUCCCCUCGGAGCUCAGACAGCAGCAGCAUGACGAUGAUCCUCGGUUACUGGGACAUCCGCGGGCUGGCCCACGCCAUCCGCCUGCUCCUGGAGUACACAGACUCCAGCUACGAGGAGAAGAAGUACACGAUGGGGGACGCUCCCGACUAUGACAGAAGCCAGUGGCUGAGUGACAAAUUCAAGCUGGGCCUGGACUUCCCCAAUCUGCCCUACUUAAUUGACGGGGCUCACAAGCUGACCCAGAGCAACGCCAUCCUGCGCUACAUUGCUCGCAAGCACAAUAUGUGUGGGGAGACAGAGGAAGAGAAGAUUCGAGUGGACAUUUUGGAGAACCAAGCUAUGGAUGUCCGUUUGCAGAUGGCCAGGAUCUGCUACAGCCCUGACUUUGAGAAACUGAAGCCUGGGUACUUGAAGGAGAUCCCUGAAAUCCUGAAGUGCUUUUCCGAGUUUCUGGGGAAGAGGCCUUGGUUUGCAGGGGACAAGCUCACCUAUGUGGAUUUCCUGGCUUACGAUGUCCUUGACCGGAACCGCAUAUUUGAACCCAAGUGCCUGGAUGGAUUCCCAAACCUGAAAGACUUCAUCACUCGCUUUGAGGGCCUAAAGAAGAUCUCUGCCUACAUGAAGUCCAGCCGCUUCCACCCAAACCCAAUGUUUCUAAAGAUUGCUGUGUGGGGCAACAAGUAGAGUCCUGGAAGGCCAGGAGAUGAAAUAAGGAGCCAGUGCUGUGUUUGCUGUGCCAGCACCCUGGAGAACACCUGGACUUCCUUGCACCCAGAACCAUCUUUCCUUUUCUUUCUCCUUCUAUUCACUCUAGGUGCCCUAUUGACCCCCUUAUCUCCCUCCCAAUCCCUUUCCAUCCAUCCUUUCAAGCUUCAGUCCCCACUUAUCUUCAGCAAAGUUCCUCUCUCACCCCAUGUUAUCCCUCCUUCGCUAAAACCAACCUACUAUCCUUCCCUUCCAUUGUUGCUUCUGUUCUGAGGAGCCAAACCAGACCCCUGGUUCAGAGAGCUCUGCUCUCAACUCCCAGCACUGCCCUGAAGACAAGUCCUGGCUUGGUGUAUAGGCCCUGCUUUCCAGUGUGGUUCCUGCCCAGCCCUGUUUGAUCCCCGGUAAAGCCUUAAUCAUACCUGCUGCAUUAUUUGCUCAGGUUUCCUGGAGUCAUGACUGAUUGUGUUGGGCAUAAGGGGGUCCAUUUUCCCCCGUUGUCCAUUGCAGGGACUCCAUGAAUGAGGAUGCAUAUGUGUGUAGGGUAGAGGGUAGGAUUAUAAUGUUUCUUGCUCAUUUCUAUUUCCACUUCAGGUAUCUCUGUUCCUGAGCAUGGGGUCUCUAUAGAAGGGGGCCCCUUCUGUGCCUGGUUCCUUCUUUAAUUCAGCAUUCAUGCUACACCCCCUGUAGACUUGUAGUACUCUGUAUCAUAGUUCAGGGGGCUCUUGGGUGCUGGGGGAAGGGGUUGAAUAGUCCAUUGGUAGUUUUGGAUCCUCAUGGAAUACCUUCUGUCACCCUUCAUGGAAACUUUUCCGCUUUAGAUAUUCUUCCUCUGUGUUCUUACAACAUAUCUCAAUAAAACAUACCAGACUGUAUUAUAA